AUGGUUCUAGGGGAUGAAACAUUUUUCGUGAUAGAGCUGUGUGAGACUAAGCACAAUCAGGGCGUCGGGUUUGACACUCAAUCUCAUCAUUUAGGUCGGCUAAAAAAGCUGGCGUACGAAUACAUGUUGAAGGGUAUCCUUCAAGUAUGGUGCUUGCGGAUAUAG
This is a messenger RNA of Colletotrichum truncatum, 165 nucleotides long. RefSeq lists its product as uncharacterized. Lineage: Eukaryota; Fungi; Ascomycota; Sordariomycetes; Glomerellales; Glomerellaceae. The record is from RefSeq and is a predicted model, not a curated record.